Messenger RNA from Olea europaea var. sylvestris, 6616 nucleotides. RefSeq lists its product as uncharacterized. The transcript is spliced from 11 exons. The record is from RefSeq and is a predicted model, not a curated record. The coding region runs from base 5758 to 6243 and encodes 161 amino acids. Lineage: Eukaryota; Viridiplantae; Streptophyta; Magnoliopsida; Lamiales; Oleaceae.
GUGACUGCUCAUAAUGGGUUUCCGAGAGCGAGUAAAAAAUCUCGUGUUCAAUCUUCCAUUUACAUUUUCUUGCUUGUCACUUCUCUCUCCUCUCACAGCCAAAACUCCCUGUUCUUCCAUUAGAUCUCCGGCUUGUCUUAAUGAUGACUCCAACAGAGAAAUUAAAAUCCUCAGACGACCCUUUUGCUCUUCUUGUGUAUUGUUCAUCGAUGAUCUUCUCUUUCUAUUGUCAGCCAUUCGAUUUUCUCUUUCUAUUUGUUCGAAUCUCUUUAGCAAAUUUGUAUUAAGGAAUGCUCAGAUCACCAAUCAUUUUAGUGGCAGUGGUUUCACUCUUAGAGUCCCAAUUUGGUUUGGCUACUGUUCACAAACGAGAUAUCUACUGUUCAUGCUAAAUGUCUUCUCUAAAUUACUUGUUUUCCUCCCGUUUUGUAUUCUUGAAAGGGGAAAAAAAUAGAAGAAGGCAUUUACCUUAAUCUCUGCCUCUCUUUCAUUUGCCGUCGAAAUUUCAAAGUUUCGACAAUCAAUCUUCGUCCAGUGUUGUCUUCGACGUCUUUUCGAUCUACCAGCAUCAGGAUGAACAAAGGGUAAACCGAGGGUUUCAACUUCAUCCACAUCCAAUCACCUUAUUGGAGUUUCCUCAGCACUAAGCAGUGGAAGAAGCAGCACCACCAUGAUGGAAGCGGCUGUUUAACGAUGCAGAAGUAGCAAAAUGAUGAGAGGGUUGGAGAAACAUUUGAAGAAACUCAAACAUUGGAUGCUUGACAAGCUCGGUGGAGCAAUUGCAAAUGGGAACUUUCAUCUCCUCUGUGACACCGAGGGCACGUUUCGGAUCCAUUCAGUCAGGGACGAGGAGAUAAAGGUUUGUUAUAGUGGCUUUAUUUUUUCACUUGUAGGUUCUUUUAUGAAGUAGUGCUAUUUUCCAUAAGUUAAUUGAUAGGUCCCGGUCAGAACAAAGAUGAAAUGGUAGAAAAUAGUUCUUUCUUCAGGUGAAAGAAAACCACAAAUUUCUCUUAGGGUGAGAAAUAAACCACAAGUUACUUUGGAUAAAUAUUUCACUCCAUUUAUUAUUCAUGUUGGCUCUUUAAAUAAGCUACAACUCAACUACUUUUCCUAAACUAUUGCUACACACGAUGACUGUCCAGCAGAUCGUGGGAACUAAGAUAAACAACUACAAAGUAAACUAAACAAAUGAAGAACAAAUCCUAACUCUAAUCUGCAACGUGUCAAUAGAAAUUCCAUGGGCUAUUCCAUGUGUAUGCAUGCAUGAUCUUGGAAUUGGACUCCACUUCCCACAUGCAAACAACAAAACAGCCACAGAAUCUUCACAACUGAGCCACUAACUUGGUCUUAUUCUCGAAUUAAGGGCCAUGUUCUCUUUCUCACUUAUAAUUAAUUUUAGAAUUUUCGAAUUUUUCUUUCUUACUGCUAUUGGUCAUUCAGAUGUUCUUACCUUGAUUUUUUAAAAGUAAAUAAUUUCUACACGGAUAAUUUCAUUUUUUUUUCACAUAACCAUGGAAACAAUUAUUCCAUAUUGGAAUUCUUGUUAUAAUAAUAUCUCGUACUACUUGUUGAUGGUAAUAUUAGCUGCUGAUGCAACAUAUUCUGCCUCCAUCUAGUUUAAGCUUUGCAAUCCAGUUAGGGAAGAAGGGGUUCUGGACGAGGAUUUUAGUCAAAUUCAGAAAAUAUCCCUAGAAUCAAAAUAAACCGCAUACAAGCUCUAGAUCAGUUGGUUGUAGAUUGCCAGAGGUAUUGGACAAUUAACCACAUUAAAAGAGUUUUUUUUUUAUUCUGAUGUUGGAAAAUAGAGAUUAAAUUUUCGAUUGCCGAUAUGAUUCUCAUGCUUGUUAAUUCUUAUCAUGUUAGGCUGUUACGCUAUUCAUUCUUAUCUAGAGCAGAUUUUGUUGACAUGGCUUUUUCCAUGUUCAUCCAGUCGGUCAUCCUAUGAGCUUAUAGCACAUACUUUACAAAGUUGCUUACUAGACUUAUAGUUGAGAAAAUGAUUAAAUUAUUUGAAGGAAUAUCCAUUUAUACUUUCAUAUUUAGUUAAAACAACAAUGAGAUGAGAAGAAAAGCUCUAUAAAUCACUUACCACAGAAAAAGAAAAAAUGUUAUGUUUACCAAGGAAGAUAAUCUCUUGUUCAUUGGAGAACUCAAUUAGUCACCUAUAGAUCACUUAUUAUAUAAGCCUAUUCUAUAUAUCAAGCUUGUUCUAAAGUGUUAUAUCUUCGCUAUUCUUCCAAGAAUCACAGGCUCUGCUUCUUAGCCUUGUCUUAUGCAGCUGAAGUGAAAGUAGCACACUUUUGAGAUUCUUCUAUGACAGGAUAAGAAACAGAGAGUUUAUAUUGUUUCUACUCUGGAGGAUACAAAUGUGAAUUUGAAAUGUAAUGUACUUUCAAAUUUUAUAGCUUCACUAAAUUUUGGCCCGUAGAGGGUUGUCUUAUGACUAGAAGAAUCUCUUGUACUAAUAAUGAUAUUUUGCCUUUUAAGCUUACUUAUUUUGCUUGCUAAUGGACAUUGUAUCCUGGCAAUUGAUGUUGGGCAGCUCUGUCUUAGAGGCUUCGUUUGGGAAAAAGAAGUUUAAAAAUGACUUCAGAAUAAGCACUUGGAGAAAUGCUUUAGGUUUCUCAUUGCUUGCUAGGUCGUAUGAUAGCAUAUCGACCAUUGAUUCUAAUAUGAGCUUUACUUCAAUAUGAGUGGGUGGUAUGCAACGAAACUGAGAGCAAGUUUGGAAGAUCUGUUCGAAGAACCUCAAAUGUUCCGGUAAGCUGCAUCUAGAGGUACCACAAGCUGCUUUUGGAGGUAUAAUUGAGGCUUUGAGGCUAAAUAAAUUGAAAGAACAGAGGCUAUAAUUUUAUCCUCCCAAAAUAUUAAUUGUUGAAAAUUUGAUGCUGCUCUAAAAGACAUGUUGCUAAACUGGAUGGAAGAUGCGGUGCCUUAGUUGAUAGUGUAUGGAAUAAACCUGUUCCAUGUUGUGCUUGCUGACCUCGAAAACUUGGAUCCCUUGCCACCUGCUUGUUGAAUCACCCUCCCAUAAACCUUUUUUCUAUCAUUGGAGCACCUAGAGAGCUACUUUACUGUGAGAAUUUGUUGUCAAGUAAAGUCUAGAAUUUGAAGAUGAAGAAUUUGGCUAGGUUUCUAUUUUCACUUGCUUUUCUUGUGAUAUUCUUCAUUAAGCAAUUCUUUUAUCCUUCUCUCUCAAAAAAUUCUUGAUUUGAUAAACCGUUUUAAUAGUAAUGUUACAUAUAUUCACUUGAAUAUGGUUAAGUGGUGAAUUUUUUAGUAAGAAAUUUCCAUCAAAGACAUUAAUCAAAAUGAAUUUAUUUGAAGUUACACCUGAUUGUAUAAAUUUUAAAAUGGCUUACCAAAUGAGUUCCUUUUGUGUAUGAGUUGACUCGUAUAAAGAAGUGGCUAUGAUGAUUUCACCUAUUUCUCUGUAUCUACACAGAGGAUAUUGCAUAGGCCAUGUGAUGACCACUAAGUGGAAUGAAUAAGAUUAAGAGGGCUACCUGACAUAACCAACAAUAUGAAAUGAAGCGUGUUUGUAGCAGAAUUCCAUGGUAUUGUGACCAAUGUUACAUGUAUAAAGCUAUUACAAAGGCUUGACUAAAUAUGAAUAACUUUCAGUGAUUUGAGAACUAGCAAAAAUUAUGUUACAACAACCAAAUAACCUGGAUAUCUAAAUGCUUCAUGAUUCAAAUACUUCUUACAAUUUUACAUGUCGUGUCUGAGAUACAAUUUCAUUUGUUUUACAAUUAUCCCAUUAAGUAUCAUUGAUGAAGAGCUCUGUCAAAUAUUAUGGAUAAAUUAUUUGGAGGUUACGACUUGAAGAAUCCUAAAGUGGUUUCUCUUGACUAAAGCUACUUGAGCUUUCUUGUAAAAGGUUGAAAGAAAAGAAUUCACAUUAUUGUACUUUGGGGAUUACUCUUAAGCUGUAAUUAACUGUUUAAAUAUCAAGUAAUUCCCUUUAGCUUCGCUGUUUUACUUUGUUGAUAAUAUAGUAUGACUAAGUUGCCUUCCCUUGAAAGAAAGGAUCAGUACAGUACUGUUCAUUUGGGUGCCUGUGUGUUCGCACUGGAUUUGAUUGGAACUGGAUUCCCGCUGUUCAUUACAAAAAAGCUUUCACUGUUUAUUUUUUAUGUUAAACGAUGUUGUUUUUGGAGCUCAUUUAUGUUAAGCGAUAUAAAGAGAAGAAAAGUUCAACGAGGAGCCAUUUAUUGUCAGUACCAUUUAUUUACACCCUAAUUUCAUCUAUUUGUUCCCAUUAUAGAGAACAACUCUAAAGAAUUUGCACAAAAGCAUCCUGUAAAUUACGAAUCACAGCUUCAUUUCAGUCGUGUAUGUUUGUUACAUUUUCUUUAGACUUUUUGUUUAGUAGGAGAUUUUGUUCCCUCUUUGAUUUCAAACUAUUCCUCAAGUUUCCAAAAAGAACGAAAUUUUUUUUAUGGAAAUAGCAGACUGGUGAUAUGAGGUAUGUUGACUUCAUGGUUGCUUCUUUUAGGAUUAUCUUUUUCUUGAGUUCAUGUUUUCUUCCUUUUGAGAAAUAAUUUCUUCAUUUGUCGAUUUCAGAUGAUUUCAGCUUCAAAUCUUCUGUAUUUUGAACUCUUUCUUUCUUUUCUUGUUUCUGUGUACACAAUUUUAUAUUUUUAGUAACUUUGAACUGAGUUAAUAAGUUCAUUGAAUAUUCGUUACUGUGUUUUAUGGUUCCCCAUUUUGCUCCGAACAUUUUAACCCGAUGUUGUAGCAUAAAAGCAUUGAGCUAGGAUGACUUGCCUUCUCAUAUGUUGGUUGAAGAUGAUCUUACAAGGCAUUCAGAACUAGUCUCGAAGAGAAUGAAUAAGAAAUUAAAAAAAAAUGAAAAAAAGUAAGGAAAUAAGUAUGAGCCCAACAUCUUAUUAUUGUUCUCCUUCGAAAACAAGGGAAAAACAUUUCUUUUUUGACAAUAAACGGUCAUAAUGUUUUGGAGAUAGGAAUAAAGGUUGCUUUGAGUAUUUUGAUAUCGUUUUUGUCCUUCAAAAUGUAGAUACUCUAUAGAGUACCACCGAGCACUACUUUUACCCGCAAAUAAUAUAUAAAACUAUUUUACUAUCCUUGAGAAUUAUUUCUACUCCCUAAUAGUAGCAAAAUCAAAAUAUAAAAAAAUUUUGCUCACUAAUAUUAAUGAAAUGUCAAGGAUUUCUGGUAACACUAAACACGCUAACACUGCCUUAAAAAAACACGCCACUCGUGCAUUGCACAAGCAUUGAACUAGUUUUAUUACAUAAUACUGAGAUGACAUGUUAUUUGAUUGAAGCUCACACAAACAAGAUUAUCACCCUUACUGGUGACAAGAAUGCCCAUUAUUGCUUGCAACCUCUGCACAAUUGAUCUAUUUCCCACUAUGAUUGUUCUGGCUUUAUCAAUUAAAUAUUUCUCUUUUCGUUUUCCUUCUUGUUAUUUUUAUUUUUAUAUACAAAAUAAAUUCGAUUUUGAAUAUCUCUUUAUUACCUAAAAUACCCUCUAAAAUCAUCCAGACUAAUUACUGUUUGCAAAAUCCUCAAGAUAAGGAUUAGAAAAGUAAUUUUCAAGGAAAACCUCCUGUAGAAGAUUUUAAAAGAAUCUUCGAUCCAAGAAAAUCAAGGUCAAGGGUACUUUGGUCAAUUUGAAGUCGAACGCAAACCUUUAUAAUCCUAUCAAGGCUUUUUCCUUCUCCUUCACCUCCAAAACUAUCGUAAAUCUGCGCGUAUUUUCUUGAAGCUUCAGUGGAAUUUAUCCGUUACAAUGGAGAUUACACAGAGUUCCAAAAACCCUGUGGAACCACCGACAGUUGAAGUUGGGACUUCCCGCAGAGAUGCUUCAGCCGUUCAUCAGGACUUCAGUAAGGAUUCUUCUAGUAAAAGACAAAGGUACAAGAAAAGAAGUAGAACAAAAUCUGACGGGGCAGAAAGUCUUUCCAAUAUUGAUGAUUCUGAGAUUGUUGGAUAUCUUAACAACAAAAAGGAGAUGCAUUUGAAAAGGAUGUUAUGGAAAACAAUGAAUAAAGAACAUGUAACGGUUAAGAAACAAAAACCAGCAACUGAAACAAAGAAAACUACCUCUGCAAGAAAAGCUGUUAAAACCAUCGAGAAAUUGGAACAGAAGAGAAGUUCGAGAAUCAAUUCUGAUUCUUUGAGACUCCUAAAUGAUGAUAUGGAACAAUGUUCUGGUGUGGCACACAACAUCGAUUUGAAACUUGAUUCUUGCAGAAAUGAUUAUUCACAGAACUAAAGCAUUACCACAUCCAAAAUGCAAAGAUCUGAAGAGGGCAAUUAUGAUGAAGAUGAAGAUCAACAGCAGAUCAUUUGUGGCGAAGAUGAUUUUAUAUACAGUCAUCAUAAUGAUGCGAUGCCUUACGGGUAUGAAGAUGAAUAUAAUGAAAAUUUUGAUUUCGAGGAUUAGUUUGGAGAUAGUUGGGAAUCAUGGUUUUUGAACAAUGUCAAGUAGUUAAAUAAUUUUUGAGGCAGUGCUUACUAUAUUUUUAUUGAAAAAUACCCCUCAACUCCACUUGAAUUAAAAUUUUGUUCUGUAGUGUUUCUCCAUAAAAUUGAUCCAAUAUUCAGUCAGUAUUCUUAUUGUAAAUAAAGGACUUCGUGCUUAUGUC